Molecule: messenger RNA, 788 nt
Organism: Phodopus roborovskii (desert hamster)
Lineage: Eukaryota; Metazoa; Chordata; Mammalia; Rodentia; Cricetidae
Product: keratin-associated protein 13-1
Exons: 1
Coding region: 60-566 (168 amino acids)
Source: RefSeq, a predicted model, not a curated record
GUGAUUUACAAAUUCAGAAUCUUCGGUUACACUCAGCUCAACUCACCUCUGCCAUCAGCAUGUCCUACAGCUGCAGUUCUGGAAACUUCUCCUCCCGUUCCUGUGGAGAUCACCUGAACUACCCCCACUCCUCCUGUGGCUCUUCCUACCCCCGCCACCUGAUCUACAGCACUAACUUCUGCUCUCCCAGAACCUGCCAUGUGGGCUCCUCUCUCCGCAGCGGCUGCCAUCAGAACUGCUUCCAGCCCAUCAGAUGCCAGACUUCCCACGUGGUGCAAAGCUCCUGUCAGCGGCCCAGCUACAGCUCCAGGGUCUCCAGCCUCUGCAGUCCCUGCAGGACCACAUAUGCUGGCUCUCAGGGCUUCGGGUCCGGCAGCUGUCACUCCCUGGGCUAUGGGUCAAGGAGCUCUUACUCACUGAGCUGUGGAUCCAGUGGCUUUAGACCCCAUGGCUUCUCUUCCCUGGGCUAUGGAUCUGGAUUCUGCCACCCAUCCUAUGUCCCCUACAGAACCUGCCAGUCUUCUUGCUACAGACCAAGCUGUGGCACUGGAUCUGGAUUCUACUGAUCUUCUUUCUAAUUUCCAUUCUUGCUGACCACUGUCACCCACUGUCCUGGAUUCGUGGCCGUUGUUAUUUUCCUUUGACCAGGAAGAAUUCUCCUCUCAUUUCCUGAUUGCCAAUUCCUCACUUACUCUCUGACCCCAGAUACUGGCUGAUGGGUGACCUUUGAGAAGACUGUAAUUAAUCUAUUAACUCAAAAAUAAAGUGUGCAUUACAAAUGAAAUUUA